This is a messenger RNA of Aureobasidium subglaciale EXF-2481, 3200 nucleotides long. RefSeq lists its product as uncharacterized. NCBI's taxonomy places the organism in Eukaryota, Fungi, Ascomycota, Dothideomycetes, Dothideales, Saccotheciaceae. The coding region runs from base 116 to 2908 and encodes 930 amino acids. The record is from RefSeq and is a predicted model, not a curated record. The transcript is spliced from 4 exons.
AGCAUGACUGCUCUGAAGUGAAUAGAGCGAGUGAGAAAGCGAAACCUCAACACAAAGUCCAACGAAGCCUUGGGCGCCAAAUCACCGCAGUCGCAAGUGCUGCAUCCUGUGCACAAUGAAUUCAAACAAUGGCACAGACACAUCAUCAGAACUCCCUGCCAAAGAUGGACUACCUUUCCAACCACGUCUCACGCCCGCAUUCGGCUUGGGUGGAGCCAUACUCCUCCUUACUGGUCUAGCAUAUGCAGUUCUCAGUAUCAGGAUCAAGAGGUUAUUUCUGUCCUCGAAUCCAUAUGAUUGCCUGCUGACCAAGUACCACAGACUCCAUGCGUCCCUUAGUUGUGCCCUAUUUGUCAGUCUCUGUGUGACUGUGCUUGUUAUCUUUGCCAGGCCUGAAUACGCCCAUAGGAUCGAUGAUGCUACCCAAGGUGGGUACCUGGUCGCAAUCAUCUUGCCUAGCAUCCUCCUGGCGUUUCUCUCCCAGAAAUAUUGCGUAACGGUCUCUCGAAUACUCGGAUGCUUCUUGGGCGGAUUCUGCUUUUGUAUGUGGCUAGAGGUUCUGAGCCCAGGAGGUGUCAUUUCAUCGUCGAACGGACUCGCAAUUCUCAUCAUGAUCACCUCCGUUGCUGGCUGUGUGCCUUUAUACUUUCAGAAGACAAGAGACCCGGCAUUAAUCAUCUCAUCGGCAUUUUCUGGCGCGACAGCAUUGGUUUUAGGUAUUGACUGCUUCAGUCGUGCCGGUCUCAAAGAAUUCUGGGUGUACACAUGGCACCUCCACAGGGACGAGAUUUUCGGCUACGAAAUUCCCCCCUACCCCAUGACCAGGCUUAUCAAGGUCGAGAUUGGCCUCGUUCCCGUUCUGUUUCUCCUGGGAUUGUUGUCUCAAAUCAAGUUUUACAUCCCGAUCCGAGCACGAAAGCAGCGGGAAGCGAUAGAAGCCGCCCAAUUGCGAGAGAUCGAAGAGCAACGAGAUGCAGAGACCAGCAGGGAAUUUCACACGAAGAACCAGAAAAGGCUCAACGACUGGGAGAAGAGACAUGCGGAAAAGAAGAAGCCCGGUGUUGAGCUGACCCAAAUCUCGCCGGUCUCGCCUCUCAAACAGUCUCGAAGAGCGAGAGCAUUCGCAAAGAUCACUCCUAAGUCUCUUACCCGUACUAGGGGAGUAACUACUGAGAUGCAACAACGCGACGACGAGAUUCUGCCUGUUGAAGCAUCUAGAGAUGACCCGGACGCCGUCGUGCAACCACAACAUCCAUCAUCUCCACACGGCUUCCGUAGCUUGCGACCAAAGUCAUUCCCACCACCACCUAUCGUCUCUCAGUCAGACGGGGAAUCUCGGUCGUCUUCGGAUGGGAUAGAUUACGUGAACGUGGGUUCAGAGAGUCCCCGACUGCCUUAUUUUGGAGACCGGGUGAGUUCUUUGGGCUUGCCUCUGGACUUGGAGGACGCUGAGGUAAAUAUGGCAUCGGAGCUGCCCGACUUUGAGAAUGGAGCGUCAGCCGCUUCUCAAAGAUCGCGAAAGGACGAAGAUCCCGAGCCUGCCGUCACCCAAGUGUUCGCACAGAACUCAGGCUUUGAGCAAGAUGCUUUACAGAAUUCACAUGCUGGUCAAGCAGAUGUAAGCAAACAGCCUCUGAAUCAAGAAAUGAUUGCCGAGGUGCCUCAGGAUUCAACGAACGUACCCCAAGGGUUAGGAGCAACUGAUAGUACUGGUUCUCUCGGCCGUGCCGUCUUCUCUAAACUUUCCGCUAUGGAGGCACAGAAAGAAGGAGACAUCAUGGAGAGAACAAGUGAGUGGAGGAAGACAUUGGCGCUUGCCCAACGCGCAUCUUUGUCAACGAUAGGCGACGAGCCAAGUUUAUGGUUUGGCUUUGAAGGCACACAUGCGGCAGAAAUCGAUGCCGAACAACUUGACGGACAAGGCUUAGUGAUCUCAAAUCAACCACAACACGUUCUAGCUAGGACAGGUGCUCGCAAGAGACCCAAGUCUCAGCGUGCCUCGAUCGUAGAUGACACACCAGCUAUCCUACCUACAGCAAUAGAGUCCGCACGCGUACGUGAGCGCAACUCCACGCUCCCAAUGCUGGAAACCGGAAGCAGCCUACUGGAUCGCCUUACCACGACAUCCACCCAAAAGACUCGAGUCUCAGCUCUCGUGGCCGAUGUACAUGUUGCCCAAGAAGAGAGUGGCGUCGAAAGGAGAUUCUCCAAACUCCCUAAGGAGCUGGCGCGACAGAGCCCCGACUCUGAUGACAUGACAUUAGCACAGAAGCGAAAGAGCCUUAUUGACGCAAGGAGGAUGAGUGCAAGUCAAGUCUCGACGGAAAUGUCCUACGCACCUCGGGCAUCGAGCAGUAUGGAUUGUCAAUCUCCAGCUCACACGACAGCAAGAACUACACCAGCUACAUCUUCACCGUCCCGUCCUUAUGCUCAGCCGGUCUUUGCAAAGGUCGCUCAUCCACUACGAGGAGCUUACCCUAUGCCACCAUGUGAACCCUUCCACCCUCUGACCAGUGCAGCAAAAGGCACACAAUGGAGAGAGUCCAUCGGACCAUCCACUUACGACGGCAUGAUGAACCAUGCCUAUCUCGAAGAUAAGCCAGCCCCAGCAAUCCAAAAGAACGGUAUCCGCUCUCCACCCGUACCGCGGAGACAGUCUGUUCCCGUCCACGGCGCAUCAGUAAAGACAUUGUUCAACCAAAUCGAACAGGCAGAAGUAGAGAGACAUCGGGGCACGGACCCUAUAAGCGCUACACAGAUGAAGACUUCGGCAGACGCGGCAAGGGAUAGAAGCAAACUUGAAAAGAGACGCAGAUCUAUGCAAGCUACUGAGAUGAUGAUGGGGCCAAGGGGUCAGGAGAUCCAUCAAGCACAUAUGAGGAAGAUGCAGAGGCAGGCUCAAGUCUGACGAAGCUGAUUGAAGGAUUGGAAUGAGAUGGAGAUAACGGAAGAAGUUCAUUUACAGGGGGCUUCUCGUCGCAGACUCGUCGCAGACGAUCAUGUUGCUUCUUCAAUUGCUUUGAUAUAUUUCCUUUGUGUUGGUAUGGGCAAGGUAGUAUCUUAGGAUUCUGGGAGCCAUGAACACUAUGAGCGAUGAUGCACGAGGUUACGAGAAAUUAGCACACGGGUACACUCUUUAAUGACUUCCGAUACUAGGAGUCUCCCAACUUCACUUUUUUAUCAGGCAAAAUGACAUACAC